AGCAGCAGCAGCAGCAGCCCCGCUCCCACCUGCCCGUGACAGAGGCUGGAGCUGCGACCGUCGCGGAGCGGCGUUUGGUGCCCGCGCUCCGGAGCCCCCGCGCCGCGGCCGUGCGGCGCCGCGUCCCGCUCGCCCAUGAGCGCCGCCGCUCUCUACAGCCUGGACUCCCCGGCAUGUUAUAAGAGCUGGUGCCUGGAGCCCGCCAACUUCUACGACGCCAAGGUGGGCAGCGGCGGCGGGCCGGGUCCCGCCUGCAAGCUGGGGGCCCGCGGCGGCUGCGGGAUGAGCGGCGAGGAGGCGGGGGGUGGCCUGGGGGGCAGCGGCACCAACCUGGCGGAGCUGAGCGCCGCCGCCCCCGCCAUGUACGAGGACGAGAGCGCCAUCGACUUCAGCUCCUACAUUGACUCCAUGUCUGCCGUGCCCAACCUGGAGCUCUGCAACGACGAGCUCUUCGCCGACCUCUUCAACAGCAACCACAAGCCAGAGCGGGGCGGGGAAUACGGCGAGUACUUGCCACCGGGCGGCGGAGCCGGCCGCGACCCCGCCAAGGACCUCGGCGCUGCCAUGACCACCCUGCUGGGCUCCGAGCCCCGCACCGCCUCCUCCUCCUCCUCCUCCUCCUCUUCCUCCUCCUCCUUCUCCUCCCGCGGCGCUCUGAAGCAGGAGCCGGACUGGAGCGACAGCGACCUCUCCUCCUCGCUGCUGCCCUCGCAAAUCGCCACCUGCGCCCAGACCAUCAUGAACCUGAGCGGGCAGCCCACGCCGCCCACGUCCCCCGAGCCGCCGGGCAGCAGCUCCCCGUCCAGCUGCAGCACCCGCUCGCCGGGUCCCGCCGCCGCCGCCGUGCCCGGGCCGCCUCAGGGCGUCCCGCCGGCCGCCGCCGCCGGGGGCAAGGAGCGGGGCGGCAAGAAGUGCGUGGACAGGUUUAGCCCCGAGUACCGGCAGCGCCGGGAGCGCAACAACAUCGCCGUGCGCAAGAGCCGCGACAAGGCGAAGCGGCGCAACCAGGAGAUGCAGCAGAAGCUGCUGGAGCUUUCGGCCGAGAACGAGAAGCUGCACAAGAAGAUCGAGCAGCUCACCCGGGACUUGACCAGCCUCCGGCACUUCUUCAAGCAGCUGCCCAGCGCCUCCUUUCUGCAGGCCGGCUCGGGCACCGACUGCCGGUAACCGGGGGGGGAGCGGGACGGAGAGACGGACUCCGGGAGACGGUGGAUAAAUACCUCAGAGGGCCGUGCCGAGCCGUGCCGGGCCGCGGCGCCCCGGGCAGGGCCGGGCCGGGCCGGGCCGGGCGCGGCAGGAGGCGCGGAGCCGCGGCGGGACCUGCCGGCCCGCGGCCGCGCUCGGAGUGCGGCAGCGACGUGGGGCGAUGCCCGGGUCUUUCACCACGAAACUUGCGAAAAAGGGAAAAAAAGCUAAAUAUUUUUUGUUUUCUUCUCUCCCCUUAAAUUAUUUUUGUAAUGGUAGUUUUCGUCUUUUCUACAUUUUACUCAUACCGAUGCAGCUAUGGUACAUCUGUUAAAAUGAUCCAAAAUCCCAUGUAUUUAGACAGUAGAAUGGAAACAAAAAAAAAAAAAAAAAAAGACUGAGCAUGCUCAACCUUUUAUAUCAGUUUUUACAGCAUUUCUAAGAAUAAAGAAAAGCAUUUUAAAUCAACCCUGCUCUCGUUUGCUCUGUGUCGCGACAGCAGCGGGCUGGCGGCGGGGAAAGCAGCGCUGCCCGGGACGGGGCUGAACACGGGUGGGGAACACGGCGAGGGGGGCCCAGGGGCCGGGAGGGGAGGUGAGGGCAAGCGAGGGGCCCUGCGUUACUUCCCAAAGAUCCAGUGAGCGAUGCAGGGGUGGGAAAAACCGUGAGACCCCUCGGCCGCGGUGGUUGCAAAAUCUGCUCCCCCCGGAGCCGCAUCGCUGAGCCGGAGUGCUGAGUCAGGGGUUGCCGUGGCGCUGGUGGGACCGAGCAGCUGCACAGCGAGAGAGACUGCUCUGUGACCAGGACUGCCAGAUGCCGUAUCCCAUAUACAAAAAAAAAAAAAAAAAAAAACAACAAAAAAACCCACGUGCGUAGGACUCCAAGAACACCAUUAAAAGAAUCUCUAAAUGAAUUAAAAGAGUGUUUAACCACUAGCUAAAAUUCCUGUUAAAAAAACUUCUAAAGGGUUUCCAUUCCCGGUGAUGCAAAGUUGCACCUAC
This is a messenger RNA of Cinclus cinclus, 2186 nucleotides long. It is a transcript of the gene CEBPD, whose product is annotated as CCAAT enhancer binding protein delta. Lineage: Eukaryota; Metazoa; Chordata; Aves; Passeriformes; Cinclidae. Gene Ontology annotation, biological process: DNA-templated transcription; regulation of cell differentiation; regulation of transcription by RNA polymerase II. Bases 136 to 1167 code for a protein of 343 amino acids. The transcript has a single exon. Gene Ontology annotation, molecular function: RNA polymerase II cis-regulatory region sequence-specific DNA binding; DNA-binding transcription factor activity, RNA polymerase II-specific. The record is from RefSeq and is a predicted model, not a curated record.